AUGACUAUUCUCCCCAAAAAGAAGCCGCCGCCUCCCGACGCCGACCCCGCCAACGAACCGCCGCCGCCCGGGCCGCUGCCCCCGGCGCCGCGUCGCGGCGGGGGUGUGGGCGUGGGCGGCGGCGGCACGGGUGUGGGCGGUGGCGACCGCGACCGUGACUCGGGAGUCGUGGGGCCCCGUUCCCGGGCCUCACCACCGCCUCAGGGCCCGCUCCCGGGGCCGCCGGGAGCGCUUCACCGCUGGGCGCUGGCCGUGCCGCCUGGCGCCGUGGCGGGUCCGCGACCACAGCAGGCCUCUCCUCCUCCUUGCGGGGGCCCUGUCGGUCCCGGCGGCGGUCCCGGCGACGCGCUGGGCUCAGCGGCGGCGGGUGUGGGCGCGGCGGGCGUGGUGGUGGGCGUGGGCGGAACCGUAGGCGUGGGAGGUUGCUGCUCCGGGCCGGGCCACAGCAAGCGGCGACGUCAAGCCCCCGGGGUCGGAGCGGUUGGCGGGGGCAGUCCGGAGCGUGAGGAGGUCGGCGCGGGUUACAACAGUGAGGACGAAUACGAAGCGGCUGCAGCUCGCAUCGAGGCUAUGGACCCCGCAACCGUUGAGCAGCAGGAGCACUGGUUUGAAAAGGCCCUGAGGGACAAGAAGGGCUUCAUCAUCAAGCAGAUGAAGGAGGACGGCGCCUGUCUCUUCCGGGCUGUAGCUGACCAGGUAUAUGGAGACCAGGACAUGCAUGAGGUUGUACGAAAGCAUUGCAUGGACUACCUGAUGAAGAAUGCGGACUACUUCUCCAACUAUGUCACAGAGGACUUCACCACCUACAUCAACAGGAAGCGGAAAAACAACUGCCAUGGCAACCACAUUGAGAUGCAGGCCAUGGCAGAGAUGUACAACCGGCCCGUGGAGGUGUACCAGUACAGCACAGAACCCAUCAACACCUUCCAUGGGAUCCAUCAAAAUGAGGAUGAACCCAUCCGCGUCAGCUACCAUCGGAAUAUCCACUACAAUUCAGUGGUGAAUCCCAACAAGGCCACCAUUGGUGUGGGGCUAGGCCUGCCGUCAUUCAAACCGGGGUUUGCAGAGCAGUCCCUGAUGAAGAAUGCCAUAAAAACAUCAGAGGAGUCAUGGAUUGAACAGCAGAUGCUGGAAGACAAGAAGCGGGCCACAGACUGGGAGGCCACAAACGAGGCCAUUGAGGAGCAGGUGGCUCGGGAAUCCUACCUGCAGUGGCUACGGGAUCAAGAGAAACAGGCCCGCCAGGUCCGCGGCCCCAGCCAGCCCCGGAAAGCCAGCGCCACAUGCAGUUCUGCCACAGCAGCAGCCUCCAGUGGCCUAGAGGAGUGGACCAAUAGGUCCCCGCGGCAGCGGAGUUCAGCCUCUUCACCCGAGCACCCUGAGCUGCACACCGAGUUGGGCAUCAAGCCCCCUUCCCCAGGCACUGUCUUAGCUCUUGCCAAACCUCCUUCACCCUGUGCACCAGGUACAAGCAGCCAGUUCUCGGCAGGGGCUGACCGGGCUACUCCCCCCCUCGUGUCCCUCUACCCUGCUCUGGAGUGCCGGGCCCUCAUUCAGCAGAUGUCCCCCUCUGCGUUUGCAGGUCUGAAUGACUGGGAUGAUGAUGAGAUCCUAGCAUCGGUGCUGGCAGUGUCCCAACAGGAAUACCUAGACAGUAUGAAGAAAAACAAAGUGCACAGAGAUCCACCCCCAGACAAGAGUUGAUGGAGACCCAGAGACUGGAGACCAUCUCCCAACCCCCACCACUCCUGCCCUCCGGUGCCGACCCACUUUCUUUGGCUUUCUUCCCUUUUGCCUUCUUCCCUCACUCCUUUUGUUUCCCUCUUCCCCACUUCCCUCUGGCUGACCCACCACUGCACCCCCUUUCAUCGCUGCCACCACCACCAUCACCCGUCUCUUCGCCAGCUGACGUGCCCUGUUGCCCCCUGCACAGCACCAUCCCUGCACUCCACAGGGGACUUGGGCAAGGGUGCCGAACAUAGGCGAGAGGCACACAGAGACAAACCAACUGGCAGCCAGGCAGUCCCCGAGGAGAAACAUUCAGACAGAGGAAAGUCUCCCUGCCCCCCUCACUCCCUGCCCUGUUUCUUCCAACUUCAGAAAAACUUGUUACCCCCACCUCCACAAUGAUGCUGGGAAGGUGCGAGGAAGAAGUGGGAAUUCCCCUUCCCAGUACCCCAAGAAUGUCUGAGCCUUCAAUGUUGAAUUUUUUCUUUAUUAAAAUGUACUUUUAUCUUAUAAAAUCAAUCAAUCCAAAAUGAUGUAGACAACAGCAUUGGCUCUGUGAAGGCGGCAUCUCUGGUUUGGGAGCAGGCAGGCCAUGGGCCACAGAGGGAGCACAAAGAUGUGGUUGCUGUCUCUAGCCUCCAGCUCUGUGGAGGUGGGCAGUGUCUAGAGUGCAAGCCGGGGCAGGGUGGGGGGCAGGGGGGCAGGUGUCAUAUGGGCUUUGGACACUGAGACUCUGACCUCGCUGCAUUCCUAUUGCUUCCACACCACCACCACCACUACCACCACCACCACUGGUCUCUUUGGAAUCUUGGGGUGGGAGGCACCUUUGAGGAUCAUGGCAGCCACUGCCUGCCCAGGAUUUGAGUGGGGAGUGGGAGCAGCCUCAACAGAUGAGGCACCUGUGCCCUGCAGGUGUUGACAAGAUCCACCAUCUGUAAUGUCCUUGGCACAAUAAAACCAAAUGUCAGUUUCCCCU
Molecule: messenger RNA, 2704 nt
Organism: Puma concolor (puma)
Lineage: Eukaryota; Metazoa; Chordata; Mammalia; Carnivora; Felidae
Source: RefSeq, a predicted model, not a curated record